AUGGGUGCCAUUCGAAAGUCUUCGACGUAUUCCUCUCGACGACCUGACUUCCGAAAACAACUACAACGUGCGCUGGGUCUAUCCUCAUCUGAGAGCGAGGAUACUCAGGGUGCACUUGAGUCAUCCACCGGUGAUACUACUGAGGAUCAGCAGUCAGUUCUCUCGAAGAGCGAUAGAUCUAGCGUGCCCCGUGACAGUGUUGGUCCUACAUACGAAAAACAAAUCGAUCCUGAAUUGUUCCCGACUGCUCACACGGCGGACAAUAUUGAACAAGUGACGGGCUUGCCAAGAGAUCGUGACAUGAUAGCUCUGGAAUGCGUCGCAGAGAUGGUGGAAGAUUCUAUGCACGACCAAGAGAAUGUGAAUGAGGUGGUCCGCGCCGAUUUGGCGGAUAUACUCGGUCGACUGGCUAUCAUGGAAGAGAAAGUCAGCAUGGCUUCGCAAGUGGGACAGCAGGUUCCGCGGGUGAGUCUGCCAACCGGGCGGAGACGGUCUUUGAGGCGAUGA
Molecule: messenger RNA, 507 nt
Organism: Penicillium subrubescens
Lineage: Eukaryota; Fungi; Ascomycota; Eurotiomycetes; Eurotiales; Aspergillaceae
Exons: 2
Coding region: 1-507 (168 amino acids)
Source: RefSeq, a predicted model, not a curated record